ACAGGUUGUGUUGUGAAAUGUGAUUAAUAGUCAUUAUUUGUUAGUCCGUUAGAGGCUUUAUUGUCAUACCUAAUAAUAGUAAAUAUUUUGAAAAUAGUUCUAUAUACUAAUACAAAGUAAUAAACUCACAAAUAGAUAUAUUGUGUUAAAUAUGUCCUCAUGAAAAUAAUAUACAACUCUUACUUUUUGGCAUUGUGGAAAUUGGACUUAUAAUAUCCAAUUAAUUAGAAAAAAGAAAUUAAGUAAAAACAUAACCGUUUAAUAGUCGACGUCGCCUAUUUGAUCAGCGGUGAUAUAUAUAAGUUCAAUAUAAAACUAUAAAUGCCGAAUUUAAUCAAUUUAUUACCUUCAAGAAUUUAUGAUAUACUGGAGAAAACUGGUAUUUGUUCCCAUAGACAGAUCAUUAUUUUGUCCAUUUGGGAUAUACAAAAAUUAACAAACCUGUGUAAAGAUGACAUUUUGCUGUUGAAAAAUAUAAGUUGUAAUAAUUUAGAACCUAAUCCCUCUACAUGUGAUGCACUUUUAACUAAAAGCAAUUACUGUAAAAAAGUUGCAACAGGAUGUUCAACAAUAGAUACAUUUUUGAAUGGGGGACUCCGUAGAGGUACUAUAACAGAAUUAUAUGGAGAGAGUGGAUCUGGAAAAACACAGUUUGCCAUGCAAUCUGCAAUCCAUACAUGGGAGAAUGGAUGUCUAUUUAUUUGUACAGAAGAUCUGUUUCCAGUUAAGAGAUAUGAGCAAAUUAAAAGAAGUCUACCUAACUACCAACAUAGUAUAAACUAUGGUAAAAAUAUUUUUAUUGAACAUAUAACAGAGUCUCAGGAUUUACUGUCUUGUGUAAGAGUUCGCAUUCCUAAACUGUUAAAUGAAAACAAAUUAGCAUUAAUUGUUAUUGAUUCUAUAGCAGGUCCGUUCAGGUCAGAGAAUACUAAUUAUAUACAAAGAGCAGAAAAUCUGAGGGAGUUGGCUUCUCUAUUAAUAAUGUUGGCACAAGAAUACCAGUUGGCAGUCCUUUGUAUAAACCAAGUCACUGCUUCAUUUGAUACUGCUGAUGUACUGCCUUCAUUAGGGCUGGCAUGGUCCAAUAUGGUCACUACAAGAUUACAAUUAAAGAAAACUACUGAAGUAAUGAACUUAACAAAUACCACAUUACAUCUUAAUCAAAUGUCAUAUAAUGUUUAUAUAAGAGAAUUAUCUGUAAUUUUUUCUCCUGAUCUACUUAAUUCAACUGUUAGGUUUAUAAUAACAGAAAAUGGGAUAUCCUGCCCAAUAAAAUAAAUUAAA
Achroia grisella is the source of this 1284-nucleotide messenger RNA. Its product is annotated as DNA repair protein XRCC3-like. NCBI's taxonomy places the organism in Eukaryota, Metazoa, Arthropoda, Insecta, Lepidoptera, Pyralidae. Gene Ontology annotation, biological process: resolution of mitotic recombination intermediates; t-circle formation; double-strand break repair via synthesis-dependent strand annealing. Gene Ontology annotation, cellular component: Rad51C-XRCC3 complex; replication fork. Bases 322 to 1278 code for a protein of 318 amino acids. The transcript has a single exon. The record is from RefSeq and is a predicted model, not a curated record. Gene Ontology annotation, molecular function: four-way junction DNA binding; ATP-dependent DNA damage sensor activity; ATP binding.